ACGCGCUCACGAGUGCUCUGCGCUCUCUGAGCCUGACCUCCCCGGCCAUUCCCGCCCGGCUUCCGACUCUGCUCCCUGCUGCCCAGGGAAGCAUGCAGAGGUCAAAAGGCAUUGGUACUGAUUGACGGUGCUAUACGGGUGUGUGGAAUUUACGAAAAGGUUUCCUGACAAGAGCUUGAAACAGACUGGAAGAUGAUGAAAGGGAGAACAUCACAUUGGAGAAAUAUUUCAGAGAUAAGAAAUCAGCUGCCCUCUGCCUUGGUGCUGCCUUCUCGCCGUCCAGUGCAUAUGUCUGUGGACCUUCAUGCCAAGUUUGUGUCCUGGAAGAGUCGUACCAAGUACACAGUUAAACCAGUGAAAAUGAGGAAGUCUGGGGGCCGAGACCAUACAGGCCGCAUCCGAGUACAUGGUAUUGGUGGGGGCCACAAGCAAAAUUAUAGAAUGAUUGACUUUCUACGGUUCCGGCCUCAGAAGGAAACCAAGCCAGAACCCUUUGAGGAGAAGGUUGUCAUAGUCCGCUAUGAUCCAUGUAGGUCUGCAGACAUAGCUCUGGUCGCUGGGGGAAGCCGGAAGCGCUGGAUCGUUGCCACAGAAAACAUGAAGGCAGGAGAUACAAUCCUGAACUCUAACCAUAUAGGCAGGAUGGCAGUGGCUGCUAAGGAAGGGGAUGCACACCCUCUUGGGGCACUGCCUGUGGGGACCCUCAUCAACAACGUGGAAAGUGAGCCUGGCCGAGGAGCCCAGUAUAUCCGAGCUGCAGGGACAUGUGGCGUCCUGCUUCGGAAGGUGAACGGAACAGCCAUUAUCCAGCUGCCCUCUAAGAGGCAAAUGCAGGUGCUGGAGACGUGCACUGCAACUGUAGGCCGAGUUUCCAACGUCAAUCAUAACCAGCGGGUCAUCGGCAAGGCAGGACGGAACCGCUGGCUGGGCAAGAGGCCUAAUAGUGGGCUGUGGCAGCGCAAGGGAGGCUGGGCGGGCCGGAAGAUUCGGCCACUGCCCCCCAUGAAGAGUUACGUGAAGCUGCCCUCUGUUGCUGCCCAAAGCUGAUACCCCUGGACUCUAAUAAAAUGCCCCUUGUUUUCA
Molecule: messenger RNA, 1083 nt
Organism: Peromyscus californicus insignis
Lineage: Eukaryota; Metazoa; Chordata; Mammalia; Rodentia; Cricetidae
Gene: Mrpl2
Product: mitochondrial ribosomal protein L2
Exons: 8
Coding region: 193-1047 (284 amino acids)
Biological process (GO): cytoplasmic translation
Cellular component (GO): ribosome
Molecular function (GO): structural constituent of ribosome; RNA binding
Source: RefSeq, a predicted model, not a curated record